AUGAAGCGCUCGGUCAGUCCUCAAACUGUGCUGGAGAAUGAUUCUCCGACCAAGAAGCGCAAAGGUUUUGGAUUUUUCUCGACUUUGAAAAGAGCAUUUUCAGGAAUCACUGAGAAACAAGAAAAGUCCAGUGAAACUAAUAACUUCAUUGACCAAGAUGUAUUCCCAAGAGACUUCACAUCCCGUAAGAGAAGGGAAUCGGUUAUUGAAGAAUUGAAGUCCAUGUCUCAGCACGUUCCCAGAUCUUCUUCCAUUGUUGGUUUGGCAACAUACCAAACACUCAGAAACAGCCUCCAAUCUGAGAAGGAAGCCAUUUCAGGCGACCUGGAACAGAGGCGAAUGAGCAUGGUGGGUGUUGAGGAAGAUGUUUUGAUGAAAGAGCAGUCGCCGACAUUCAAUAUUGUGCCUAGAAAUCAGAUCCUACCGACUAACUUAAAUGAGAUGGUGUUGGAGGAGGAUGCCGGUCUUCCGCUUGUCAUUGAACAUGAGUUUGCCCCUCUGUACAAAGAUGCCGAAGGGAACUUAGUUCGGCCGCCAUUCAUUAAUUUGGAUCCUAGAGAGCGUUAUCACUUACUCCAAUUGAAGAAGUCCAUCGAAGCCUCUGAAUUCUUACAAAACAGACUUAAGUACAUGAUUGACCCAGAUGAGACCACCUCCGUCAUUAAACCAAACAACAAGGUGGAAUCUUCAACACAGACGUAUAAUAAGGACUUCUUGGACCGUUCUCUACGUUUCAAUGCUGUACGCACUAAGUUGGCAUUGACUAACAGAAAGAACAAGAGAACCAAACGAGGAUGUGGAAUGUUCAGUGGAGAAUUCUACUAUGAACCAAUCGAACCAAAGUCCACUCCACAAGCGGAGGUUGCUGAGUCUAAGCUUAAUGGGUAUUUGGGCAAGCUCAGUCUGCCUGCUUUCAAGAGCGCACCCACUAAUAGUGGACCCAAACCAUUCCCCGAUGAUGACUCGUCUAAGGAGUCUACUAAUAGACAGAAAUCAACGAGCCAACGUGCGGGUCUAGAAGAGUCCAUUAGAACAGGUCAGGCAAAGGAUGCAGUUUUGGAUGAUGAUUAUGUGAAAAAGACAGAGAAAAUCUCUAACAUCAUUAAGCUCAAGGACCAGCCAGCUUUAUUGAAAAAGGCAACAGUUGGACCGGGAUCAGGCUUCAAUUUUGAAAUUAGUAAGAAAGAUUUCGGGUCCAUUUUGCAGACUCGCAAGGACGAUGAAGAGCUCGUACAGAAGAGCUCAACUCCAAUUUUGCCAGGAUCCUCAAAACAAUUAUUCUCAGCGCCUCAAUCUGGUACUACCAAAUCUCUGGUCAGUAGUGAGAAGACACCACUUUUUGGUGGAGCUCUGAAGUUGACUUCCUUCUCGAAGGAGGAAUCAAAGGCACCGAAACCAGCCUUUUCUCUCAACAUAUCGAGAUCUACAGAUCAAGAGAAAAUUCCGGAGACGAAGCUGGAUAAUGCAGCAAGCAAGCCACUUUUCGGCGCCUCUAAUACUGAUACCUCCCAAGGUGCAUUCAAUCUUAGGUCAAGACCCACAGAGGUGGAAAAGAAACCUCUGGCAGAAAAACUGCAGUUCUCUUUUGGUUCCAAACCUGUUGAUUCUGAUGCCCCAAAACCCAGCUUUUCUUUCGGCAAGCAAGCUUCUUCAAGUCUGAGUGAACAAAGUAAAAUUCCAAGUUUUGGUGCUGGUGUUAGUGUAUCUACACCUCCAGGUAGUGGAAUCUUUGGAUCUAAGCCUUCAGAGAAGAGCGAACCACAAGACAAUAGUGAAGGUCCAAAAUUCUCUUUUGGAGAAAAGAAGGAUACAUCUAAGUUUUCAUUUGGAGAAAAGAAAGAAGCUCCUAAAUUCUCGCUUGGAGAGAAGAAAGAAGAGCCCAAGUUGUCGGGAGAGAAAGAAGGGCCCAAAUUUUCUUUCGGUGAUAAAAAUGAAGCACCUACAUUCUCUUUUGGAAAGAAAACAGACGAAACAAAGCUUCCUAGUGGAGAAAAGAAAGACAUACCAUCUAUAUCUUUCGGAAAAGUUGAUUCAGCUCCCUCUACUCCAUCAUUUUCGUUCGGUGACAAAAAGCCAGACACUCCAGCUUUCAAUUUUGGUAGCAAACCUGAAACAAAAGGACCUACAAGCGAAGAGGGCUCUGUCACAACUGCAAACACGAAGGACUCCGAGGGACCAAAAACACCGGCUACUUCUGUAAGUUUCGGCUUUUCGGCUCCAGCCAGUGAACAGAAUGUCCAGCUUGGUCUGAAACGUGGUCAUAAUGACGAACCAAAUACAAAGAGAACAAGACCAGGAGCAAGCUCCACAUUCGGUUCAAAGAGUACAACAGAAAUUCCAAAGUUCCUGUUUAGUACCACAGGCGCUGCUGUGCCAUCCGGUUUGUCAUUCAAUUCCGUGGAUGGUAAGAAAGAUAAUUCGGAGCCUCCUAAUUUCUCAUUCGGACAGACCGUUGGAAACAAAUCGGAAACUAACACUCCGGCAUUCUCGUUUGGAAACAAGGAAGCGCCUUCAUUCAACUUUGGUCAGAAGGGUGGCGAUGUUGCUAAAGAAACUGCCUCUGUAUUCUCAUUCUCUUCAAAGGAAACUACUCCCAAGCCUCAAACUGAAUCAAAGCCAGCUUUUUCGUUUGGCAAUGCGCCUGCUAGCAGUAGUUCGGCUCAAAAUUCCUUUGGAAAACCUAGUGCUAGCCAGCCAGCACAAGCAAUGAAACCGUCAUUUUCAUUCGGAAGCUCUGCCACUGCUGAUCCAGCCCUGAUUUUUGGGGGAGGGGCACAGGCACCAGGAUUCAACUUUUCUGCUCCAGCUACCAAGCCUGGAGAAUCUGCAUUUGGAAAUUCUUCUACAAGCUUUGGCGCUGCUCCCACCACUCCAUUCAGUUUUGGCAAUUCCAAUGCACUUGCUGCUCCAACUCCACAGUCUGUACCUUUCGGUGGAGCUUUCGGCGGAGCCAAUGGCAUCAGCGCCACGCCCACACCCGGAUUUGGCCAAAACUCACAAAUGCCUAACCCAGCAUCAGUUUUCGGAGGGGGCAAUGCUGGUCAAACCCCAGGUUUCUCGUUUUCCUCUGGAAACUUCAAUAGUGCACCAGGUAGCUUCGGACUGGCCAGCAGAGAAAACACUCCUCCAGUUUUCGGGGGAAACCCUGCAAUUGGACAGGUACCUGGUCAACCAUUCACGCCGCCACUUGCUAAGCAAGGUCGUAAGAUUGCCCAGAUGCGCCCAAGAAAGAGAUUCUAG
This is a messenger RNA of Sungouiella intermedia, 3240 nucleotides long. Lineage: Eukaryota; Fungi; Ascomycota; Pichiomycetes; Serinales; Metschnikowiaceae. The record is from the annotation of a GenBank genome assembly.